Messenger RNA from Trifolium pratense (red clover), 1479 nucleotides. RefSeq lists its product as uncharacterized. Gene Ontology annotation, biological process: male meiosis II. The transcript has 3 exons. The record is from RefSeq and is a predicted model, not a curated record. The coding region runs from base 195 to 1100 and encodes 301 amino acids. NCBI's taxonomy places the organism in Eukaryota, Viridiplantae, Streptophyta, Magnoliopsida, Fabales, Fabaceae.
ACUAACUUUGUCUGUCACAUGUUCUCUCUCUCUCUCUCUCUCUCUCUCUCUGAGUUACAGUACAUUCAUAUCACUUUCACUUUCUCAUACACACUUUCUUUAAUUACUCCAACAACAACAUAAACACAAACACAAACAUAAACAUUCUUUCUUCUCUUCUAUUCUCUCCCCAAUAGAGAGAGAGAAAGAAGAACAUGGGUUGUUUUCUACAAUGUUUUGGUUUAUCCACCAAAAGAAAACGCAGAAAGGCUCUCUACAAAGUCUUAGCUGGAGAAAACCAAAAAUAUGGAAACUAUGAAGUUCUUGCUAAUGCUAUGACAGAAAAAUCAAUUAUCCCUUAUUCUGAAACCAGAGGUAGAGAUCAAGAAAUGGAGAAAAAUGAUGUCAAAUGCAAGAAAAAGAAGAAAGUUAGUUUUAAUUUGAAUGUACAGAUAUAUGAGCCAAACCCUAGUUCUUAUCAGGUUUUGGAUAAUGAGGAAGAUGAAAAUGAGGAAUCAGAGGGAAGGAUCUUGGGAGAAGGGUCUGCAGUGUCGACAAUUCGAUACCCGUCGAAUCAUAGAUAUCAUAACUGUAGUUAUUAUGACCAUGAUGAAGAUGAUGACAUAGCAUAUGAGGAAUCUGAUAUCGAUGAUGAAUUUGAUGAAGGGUAUGGUUGGGAUGAUGAUUGUAGUGAUGAAAGUUUAGAGAAUUAUGGGGAUGGUGAAGUAUGUGAUCAAAAUAGUAAACAGAAAAAAGAUGGGAUGAAGAAUCAGAUGCCGCUUUCUCCGGAUGAUACUGAGCUGAAAUCGAAUUUGAAUGGACAAGAGAGAAGUGUAAACAUGAAUUCUGUUCUGAGCCCGGUGGAGAAUCUCACUCAGUGGAAAGCAAUCAAAGCAAAAGUUAUAUCAAGUAAACACAGGAGAAAGGAAAAUGUUCCAUCAGAGGAAACUACAAGCAUGCCGUUAGUCUCAGAAACAGGCUCGAAGUUCUCUACUUGCGUCUUGGAAUCAAACGAUAUUCCGUCGAAGCCUUUGUUGAAGGAAAUUGCAGUUGAUUCUAGUCUUUCAAACUGGUUGGUUUCUCCUAGUUAUAAUGUUUCAAAUACGAUUCGUUGUCAAUGAUGCGUCUGUGUGGUUGAAGAAACAGGAACUUAGAAAAUAUUAAUUGGUGAAGAAUUAGUAGGAAAGACAGUAUAGCGCGCAUCAAAUUUUGAUGCUUCUGCAGAUUAUUCAUUUAGCAAAAAGUUUUUUGAGAUGAUUUCAUUGUAUGUGUGUGUAAUUCUUUUGUCCGGUAAUUGUUUUGUUUUUGGUUUGUGAAUGGUUACGUUGUGAUCAAUAGUGUGUAUUUGUUUCAGUUUUAUGUCUUCAUGUUGCAGCUAUGCAAUUUGAGGUGUUCUCAAAUUUCAUGCUCAAAUUCUCGUCUUAUAAGGCAAUGUUUGAACCAGUUAAAAGCUGUUUUUGUGUGGACAACAAAGAAUCCUAGUAGCAGAAUUACCGAGUA